UAUGCAAGGGCUGUUAUAGCUCAUGAUAGCAGUUAUGAUAUUGUUAGUAUAACAGGAUGUAAUUAAUGAUUACCUGGAUGUACUUAUAGAAGCUAUAGUAAUUUUGGUUGUGAACUUAGAUCAUGCUCUAAAUACGUAAAUGCAAAUCUAUCAAAUUCAACCUCUGAAACAUAAUACCGUGAUUGGUUAUGAAAUAGUCUAAUAUAAUGUAAAUUAUAUCUUUUGAGAAGUUCUGCUCAAACUUUUUUUAAUCUUCACCUUCCUUUUACUAAUUCGUUUAGCUAGGAAUGUUCUGCAAAAUCAAUUCACAUUUAAAAAUUGUGAAAAUAAAAUUGUACAAAUUAGCAAUUAACUAAUUACGUUAAUGACUUGAAUUGUCUACUUUGGUGGCAUAAUUGUUCUGCAAAAACUGUAUAUCAAGUAAGAUAUACUAAUGUAGAAUGAAGAUAAACAUUAUAAAAUUAACCUAAA
Messenger RNA from Paramecium sonneborni, 471 nucleotides. NCBI's taxonomy places the organism in Eukaryota, Ciliophora, Oligohymenophorea, Peniculida, Parameciidae. The record is from the annotation of a GenBank genome assembly.